Molecule: messenger RNA, 1221 nt
Organism: Sphaeroforma arctica JP610
Lineage: Eukaryota; Ichthyosporea; Ichthyophonida
Exons: 1
Coding region: 1-1095 (364 amino acids)
Source: RefSeq, a predicted model, not a curated record
AUGGUGGAAACCCUUGCUCGAGUCGAAAAAUCGCUGUACCCAGUCACCGCUAACGGUGGGUAUAUGGCACAAACAGUUCCGUCUGGCACUGUUUUGCUGAAGACCCAGUUCCAGCUACCAGCCAAUGUUCAUUGCACCAAUUGCGUACUGCGAUGGCACUAUUUAGCCACCAACUCGUGCCCUCCAGAGAAUCACAGCCAAAAUCCCAUGCAAAUAUCCGAGGAGUUUUGGAAUUGCGCGGACAUCCGAAUCGAUGAUGUGCAAGGACCAGAUGCGACCACGAAUACGCUUCCUUCUGAAGCACUCAUGAAUGCGCUUCCCCUUCGAAAACCACAAAAUUUAAUGGGGACUGGUUUCAACGAACAUUGUCCACCCGAAGCUAUUGGUGAAUAUGGGGAAUUCGCCUCAGUAUUGCAAUGCUAUAACCCAACCGGACCAGAAUGUGAAUACGGUGGUGUUGCCCCAUCUCCUAAGCCCACUGCAGCUCCCACAAUGCCUCCAACAAUCACCACAGCUGAAGCAAGUACCACAGAUGGUGCCACUCCACCAAUGAAUGCUGAGUGCGGAAACUGUGUCGGCUGCCUGCACCCAGGGAAUAAUGGUUGGCGUGCGUGCUACACCGACUGGUCCCCCAUCACUUGCGCUAUGAAUGCACAAUAUGGAUACGACGCAUGCUACCCUAGCGAAGGUAUUCCAGUGGAGACAGAAAGAUACACCACAAGUGACGAUACAUCAACGGGCAUGCCAAGUAGUUCGCCCAGCACAGCUACUACAUCGUCUAUCUCGAGCACGUAUACUGUGUCCUCAUCCGAAAUAAUAGCUUCAUCAACUACAGUAUCCGCCACGCCAACGAUCGAGUCCACCUAUAUGUCUAUUUUAGCUACAGAGUCGACACCGACUACGGAUAUCGUUUCUUCUCCAACAGAAACCGACAAACCGAAAUGGUCUGCUGGCGGUAAUUCCAAAUACCUUAGCUGUGCUGAAAGUCAAUGUUAUGGCUGCUUAAGAAUUGGCUAUCAGUGUGAUGGAGCAACCCAAGACAAAGAAGCCUUUGAUGGCUGGCUGGAUCCUGGGCAUGUAUGGUGUGAGAUUUAAAUAUACUACAGCCCUAAAGUAUGCACACAAAUAGUUUAAGAUAGCUGUCAUUAACCUUGUAACUAAUAAAGCAAACAGUUUUAAACGUUAAAAAUCUUUUAGGAUUUCAAUGAGCGCAUCCAGAAU